AUGCCACAAAGACAGCAGCGGUGGACGCAUCCAGGCAAGAACAGCCUGAACGACUGGAACCAACUACCAAAAGGUUGGAAUUAUGAUGAGCCGGAUCUUGAUCCCCAAGAUAUAGAGGCUCAAAUUCAAAGAUGCAAGGAGAGAAUCGAAGACAACAUCAUGCCUUACAUAUUCAGCAUCAGUAAGGCCUAUGUCGCAAAUAUGCGGAAAUCAAACGCUAAUCACCGAAUUAGUGCCAUCGUUGCUCCAUACCAAGGAAAGGGACUUUCGUGGAGUCUCAUCCAGCGGUUGGAGUGCCUAAAGGGCCUGAAGGAAGAACUAUCGGCAAAUGGGGACGCUUUUGAGGAGCUUCCCAAUGUCGAGUCAAUUAUUACGGCUUAUGAGUCUGGGGAUCUGAAAUUGGAUGGACAGAUCACGUACUGGUCUUAUGGAAAAUUUAUACAUCGUUCGAACACAUUUGAUUGGAAUGAGUUUAAAACGGUGAAUAGAAUACAUCAAGGCUAUAAGGGCUUCUGGGUCGAAGGGAGGGGUGAGGAGCCAGGGCCAACAUCUGUGAAUUCAUAUAAAGCCAUCUGCUCUGCAGAUAGUGAUGGGCAAUACGUGAUUCCAUUGGUCCUCAGGCUCGGACAAGAUCCAAUGCAAGACAAAAACAAAUCAAAGCUGGAGCCAGAAAUCGAGUUCGACUUCAUCGAUGAUACAGGCUGUGGCCCAUUGAAGAUUUAUACGGACGAUGUAGCCAUACUACAGGGUCUGAAUGUUGCAACAGGAGUCGAUUGGCCAUGGCCACAGUUGAUUGGAUACGAGCCCAUGAAGAGCGCUGAUGGAACAGUCAGUUAUAUUCUCGCUAUCAUGGUCGAAGUCAAUAUUUACAAUAAGCCGAAGGGCCAUGCGAAUCGUCAGCUUGGAAUCCCGGCGUGGGUCCCGGCGGUAGCUCUGGUGGAUCCUGGGAAGUCAGUAGGUCCUGCGGGGCUUAAUGAAAGGCUUAGUGGGCGUUGGUUGCGGUCUUCUCUUUUCACGGCCACGGCACCGGGAUCUAACCAAUGUUUGUAUAUCAGCUCUACAAAGACGGGCCUCAUGGAGAAGGAUAUGCUACCCAGAGUGGAUGUAAAGGAUAUCAGGCCAAUGAGGUUGGUUCGCUCCAGGUAUCUUGUUGGGAGUCGCAGGGUUCAGAGGAAGCCGAGGAUUGCAUAUCAAUAUACGACCCAACGAAGGGGUUUGUCAAGGGAGAGGAAGGAAUUAAAGUACAUAAGCUUCAAACCUAAGGCUCGAUAG
This is a messenger RNA of Penicillium verhagenii, 1272 nucleotides long. RefSeq lists its product as uncharacterized. The coding region runs from base 1 to 1272 and encodes 423 amino acids. NCBI's taxonomy places the organism in Eukaryota, Fungi, Ascomycota, Eurotiomycetes, Eurotiales, Aspergillaceae. The transcript is spliced from 4 exons. The record is from RefSeq and is a predicted model, not a curated record.